GAAACAACGUCGGUGGGACAGAGAGAGAGAAAGAGGAAGAGCUUGAGGGUGAGGGAGAGAGGGGGGCAGAGAACGAGAUGGAAACCUGAGGAAGAGAGACUCUGAAAGUCCGAGGGGGGAAAAGAUCUGGGACAGAAACAGAAAGACUGAAGGGAAAGUCCUGGACGAAGGGGGGGGAGAGAAUGAGUGAGAGAGAGACUGGAGGAGACCGAUUAGAGACAAGGUGAGGCUGGAGGCUGAGACGCUCUGAAAGAAGGAAGAGUGACCAGAAGAGAGAAGAAACAAAAAGCAAAAAAGGUGUGAGUGAGCAGGUGAGAAGGGAGACAGGUCUGAGAGGUAACCCCACCCCCCCCUGCCAGCCAGAAAAGGAGGGACACCGCAGCUGGGGGCCCCAGCACUCACACGGCCUUCUUGCCCCGUCCUUGGGACCCCAGAGCUGCCCUUGAUGGAGGAGGGCAGACCUCGGAGCAGCCUCAGCCUGGCCAGCAGCGCUUCCACCAUCUCCUCGCUGGGCAGCCUGAGCACCAAGAAGCCUCCCCGGGCAGUAAGCAAGGUGCAUGCCUUUGGGAAAAGAGGCAAUGCUCUCCGAAGAGAUCCCAACCUCCCAGUGCACAUCCGAGGCUGGCUUCAUAAGCAGGACAGCUCCGGGCUCCGGCUCUGGAAACGCCGCUGGUUCGUCCUCUCCGGCCACUGCCUCUUCUAUUACAAGGACAGCCGCGAGGAGAGCGUCCUGGGCAGCGUCCUGCUCCCUAGCUACAGCAUCAGGCCUGAUGGGCCAGGAGCUCCCCGAGGGCGGCGAUUCACUUUCACCGCUGAGCACCCAGGCAUGAGGACCUAUGUUCUGGCCGCGGACACUCUGGAGGACCUGCGAGGCUGGCUGAAGGCGCUGGGCCGGGCCUCAAGAGCGGAGGGGGACGACUUUGGUCGGCCCAGGUCACCCCCACGUCCCCAGCCUGGAGAGGGCCCUGGCGGCCCUGGUGGCCCCCCAGAGGUGAGCAGAGGGGAAGAGAGACACGGCUUAGAGUCACCAGAGGUGGCUCGGCUCUCCAGACUUCGUGGACGACCUGGGCUGCCCACUCCCAGCCCCACAGCCGACCUUCAAUCUGGACCUCGGAUCCGGAGGACCAGGAGCCCAGACCUAUUCACACCCCUCUCUCGCCCUCCCUCCCCUCUGAGCCUUCCCCGGCCCCGUUCUGCUCCUGUGCGCAGACCCCCUCCAUCCUCUGGUGACAUAGCACCUCUUGCUAGACCCCAUACCCCUCUGAGUCGCAUCGAUGUCCGGCCUCUCCUGGAUUGGGGCCCUCAGCGCCAGACACUCUCCAGGCCCCCAACUCCCCGGCGAGGACCCUCCUCUGAGUCUGGGGGAGGAAGGCCCCCCAGGAGUCCCCAGCACUGGAGUCAGGAGGCCAGAACACAGGCCCCCUCUGGCUCCUCCACAUAUCUCCAACUACCCCCGAGAGCUCCCGGGACACGGGCUUCCAUGGUUUUAUUGCCGGGUCCCCCGCUGGAUUCAACUUUUCACCAUAGCUUGGAGACAGAUACUCUGUUGACCAAAUUGUGUGGGCAGGACCGGCUCCUGAGGAUGCUGCGGGAGGAGAUAGACCAGAGGCAGGAGGAGAAGGAGCAGCUGGAAGCAGCCUUGGAGCUGACCAGGCAGCAACUGGGCCAAACAGCCAGAGAGGCAGGGGCUCCAGGGAGGGCGUGGGGGCGCCAGCGCCUCCUGCAGGACCGGCUGGUCAGUGUAAGGGCUACUCUCUGUCACCUGACUCAGGAGCGGGAGCGCGUUUGGGACGCAUACAGCAGCUUGGAACAGGAGCUGGGCACCUUGAGGGAGACCCUGGAGUACCUGCUGCACCUUGGUUCCCCCCAGGACAGAGCAUCAGCUCAGCAACAGCUAUGGAUGGUGGAAGACACGCUGGCAGGUCUGGGGGGCCCCCAGAAGCCACCCCCCAACACAGAACCUGACUCUCCCUCCCCUGCGCUCCAAGCGGAGGAGUCAUCAGAGAGGGAGAGCCUGCCUGAGUCAUUGGAACUGAGCUCAACCCGGUUGCCUGAGGCUGACUGGGGGCGGCCCCCUGGGGGCAACAGAGACCUCUCCAGCCCUCGCUCAGGUCUUGGAUCACCGAGGGUCUCCCGGGCUUCCAGCCCCGAGAGUCGCCGCCCGGCUUCCCCACAGGCAGGAACCAAGGCUCCCCUUGCCCGGCCUCGGAUGAGCGCUCAGGAGCAGAUGGAGAGAAUACGCCGAAACCAGGAGUUUGGACGGCCUCUCCCUCGCCCAGCCUCCCCCCGGCUUCUCGCUCUGGGAAGGACGCUGUCCCCUGCCAGACGCCAGCCUGACACAGAACCAAGGCCAGUCCAGGGACACUCAGGAGCCCCCAAAUGGCUCAGAAGCUCUGGAUCCUGGAGCAGUCCCAGGAAUACCACCCCUUAUUUGCCGACAGCCGAAGGGCACCGGGAGAGAGUCCUCAGCCUCUCUCAAGCUCUGGCUACUGAGGCGUCGCAGUGGCACAGAAUGAUGACAGGUGGAAACUUGGACUCCCGAGGAGACCCUCUUCCCCCUGCGCCACCGCCUCCGUCAGACCCCAGCCCCCAGGUGACCUCGCCCCCCAGAUCUCCAGUGGCUAAUUCCCGCUCCGCGGGGUUGUCCCGCGGAGGUAGUGGGCGCGGCGCAGGCCCCGCCUCCUGGGAGCCCACUUGGGAAUCCGGGACCGCCCCUCCCGCCCUGACCCAAGAGGAGGGGGCGUGGCCUCUGCGAGUCACGCUGCUGCAGUCCAGCUUCUGACCCGCCGGCGCGCCGCAGCCAAUCGGAGUGUGAGGGCGUGGCCCGGAGGUACCGCCCCGCGAUCUGGAGCCACUCAGGGCGCCUGGAGGCGUGGCCCGGUCCCCUCGGUAGCCAGGAGAGGGAGAAGUUUCUAUGGCCAAAGUUUGGUUUUCCCAACGCUUGUCCAAAUUCGGAUUAAAACUUUGAACUUUUA
Messenger RNA from Neogale vison (American mink), 2975 nucleotides. It is a transcript of the gene PLEKHA4, whose product is annotated as pleckstrin homology domain containing A4. The transcript has 20 exons. NCBI's taxonomy places the organism in Eukaryota, Metazoa, Chordata, Mammalia, Carnivora, Mustelidae. The coding region runs from base 446 to 2782 and encodes 778 amino acids. The record is from RefSeq and is a predicted model, not a curated record.